Acipenser ruthenus (sterlet) is the source of this 3198-nucleotide messenger RNA. It is a transcript of the gene pgp, whose product is annotated as phosphoglycolate phosphatase. Bases 435 to 1355 code for a protein of 306 amino acids. NCBI's taxonomy places the organism in Eukaryota, Metazoa, Chordata, Actinopteri, Acipenseriformes, Acipenseridae. Gene Ontology annotation, cellular component: cytoplasm. The transcript is spliced from 2 exons. The record is from RefSeq and is a predicted model, not a curated record. Gene Ontology annotation, molecular function: sn-glycerol 3-phosphatase activity.
ACGUCUGAUUGCCAUAAUACUUCCGGUUAAAAUGUAGUGGUAAUAAUUGGUAUUGAUUCUUCGUGUGGGCUUUCUAAGAGUGAAUUACAAUCGUACUGCUCAAUUAUAUUUUAAGUUGCGUUCGUGUUUAUGUUUUUCUAGUUAAUUUGCCAUAUGAACUGGCAGCUUAAAUUGAAGCCUGUGCCUUUAAGAGUAAGCGCGGAAGUACAGUCGGUUACAUUGUAAAUUACACAGGAAGGUCAUCCACAUACUAGAGAAUGUGAGGGAUCCACAGUAUCGGAAUGAUGUUGCGACACUGAAGCUAGCAAGAGAUCCUCAUCACCGCUUUUUGCCAUUUACAUUUAGCCUUUAGACUUUGACAGGGACUUCCUUGUACAGGCGUAGGUUGUAGCUUGGAUUGAAAAAACGAGCACUGCACUCAUUACUAAAAUCAGAUGGCUGUCUCUAAAUGCACUAGGCUUAGCGGUCCUCUGAUCCAAGAGCUGCUGGAUUCGGUAGACAAUUUUCUGUUUGAUUGUGAUGGGGUUAUAUGGCGUGGGGAACAGGCCAUCCCCGGCGCCCCAGAGGUGACCAAUUUACUAAAGAAGAACGGCAAACGCGUGUUCUUUGUCACCAACAACAGCACCAAAACGAGGGAGAUGUAUGCGGAGAAAAUGGCAAAACUGGGGUUUCUGGCUAAAACUGAAGAGGUGUUUGGCACGGCAUAUUGUUCGGCGGUGUACCUAAAGAACAUCGCUAAACUAGACGGGAAAGUGUACAUUAUAGGCGGCAAUGCACUAAGCAAAGAGUUACAGAAAGUUGGUAUUCAGACAGUAGGGGCCGGUCCAGACCCAGUCUUUGGUGGGCAAAGUGACUGGGCUGAUGUUCCUUUGGACCCCGAGGUGAAAGCCGUGGUUGUGGGGUUUGAUGAGCAUUUCAGCUACAUGAAGUUAUCCAAAGCGCUCAAAUACCUCGACAAUCCUGACUGUCUGUUUGUGGGCACUAAUACUGAUAGCAGGCUGCCCUUGGAAGGAGGAAGGGCAGUGCCAGGCACGGGGUGUUUGGUCCGAGCUGUGGAAACAGCAGCCCAGCGCAAGGCUCAGAUCAUUGGCAAGCCAAGCCACUUUAUGUUUGACUGCGUGGUCAGUGAGUACGGGAUUGAUCCGGCCCGGACAGUGAUGGUGGGUGACCGGCUGGACACUGAUAUCCUGCUGGGCUUCAACUGUGGCCUGAAGACCGUGCUGACCCUCACUGGAGUCUCCAAUCUGGACGAGGCUACAGCCUACCAAGAGAGCCAAUGCCCUGAGCGGACAGGCAUGGUCCCGGAUUAUUACGUGGAGACCAUUGCUGACCUUUUGCCGGCCCUGCAGGGAUGACAAGGCUGUACUCUCACUUAGUGAGCUUUCAGAACAACUGUACCCGCACCCAUUCAGGCCUGCCUACAGCGAAAGUUUACAAAUGAGGACUCACCUGAUUUAAAUAUUUAGUAAUAGAAAAUAUCUUUAGUAAUAUUAUUUUUAAAAUUCUUUCAAACGAACGUGAGGUAAAUACAUUUCUCAACCAUCAUUAGUACUGUAUUGGUAAUACUGAGAAAACCUAGAAGGCACAAUCAUUGAAGAUAGUCUUGGUAAAUUCUUUAGGGCAUAGAUAUUUAGACCGAGGCAGUCAUGUAGGAAUGUACCAAUAACAAACAACUUUAAUACUUUAAGCUUUUUAGUUGCCCCAAUUUCAUAAACCUGCACUUUCAGUUGUAUUUUUAUCAGUGUUGUGAAUACAUUGGUAGUGGGCAGUGGUAUUUAGAUUCUUAAGCUAGUAUUAAUGAUCUAGUUUUAGUAUAAUCAAUGCUGUAUCUGACUUAAAUGUAAUGGAAUUGUGUGUUUGUAGAAAGGCAGUCUAGCAGGUUUAUUCUUGUUCCUCAAUAAAAUAAGAGCACCUCCAUGUCUAACCCUUAGGUCCAGGGUCAGCAACAGACCAGGUUUCAUACAGUAUUUCCCAUUUAAUGAUGAAGUCAUCCCUAAUUUAAACAGCCAUGGCUGGUUUCAUAGGCCCAGACAAGCAUGAAUCUUGGACUACCUAAUGUUACCCAAGGUAAAGUGGGCCAAGAUGAACGCUAAUCUGGCUCUGUGAAACCAGCCGACAGUCGUAAAAUACGUUUAAGAAAGCCUUACAGUCUUGUUGAUGAUCCCUCCUGCCAGCAGCAAAGACUAAAGCAGCCAUCUGCUUUGGGAAAAGACAUAUGCGUUCAUCAGUGUGGCUUUGUAAAGGUGGUCUUUUACACACCUGUGGUCAUAUUAUCUACCCUAGCACUUCAGCAGGAAAGAAACUGAAGUGUGUGUGUGGCAGCUAUUAGGAUUACAUGUAAUGUAAAAGACAGACGUCUAUGAAAAUCCAGACAAUUCAUAUAGAGCAAUUUUGUGCACUGUUGUUUCUUUCAAGUGUUCUCUUAUAAUCGGAUGACAGGAUUUUAGCCCAGGUGGGGCCAAAUCAACAACAUUGAAAUAAAAUACAGAGCAGUAGUUUUGUUUUAUUUAUUAAAAGUAUUGAGAUGUAACAUUUCAUUUAUGUUUGCGGUUUUCAUUUUAUUGGUCAAAUACUGACGCUGGCUUGAAAUUGCUGUAUGGUUGGGAAAAUGCUUAUUUAUCACACAUAAAACAAUUUUUGACAACCGUGUGUCACGAAGAUUUUAGCAACCUGUGAUAUUCUUUUGCAUCUUUUAUGACUACAGACCCAUUAUUGUAUGUGAUUGUAUAUGGGUAUAGUCAUUGUGCACAAUACAACAGCCUUGAUGAGACUAGUACUGUAACCCUGAUUCUGUGCUAUACAUGUAUAAUACAUAUGUGUGUUCAUGUCCAGUGUAAGGAACUGUGUGCAAAGAAAAUCCAGGGGAAAAGAGAAUGAAACAAAUCUUGAAAAGUGAAAAUAACGGUCACUAUAUUUUAAACAUAAAAAGUAUUUUAGUAUUUAAAGAUCACUGUGCACCAUAUAAAACUGUUUGUAGAAUGACUACUAAAGGAUGGUAUAAAAUAAUUCUGUGUUAUAUGUUAAAGCAUGAACAGCUGUGCAGUCUACUUGAAUUGGACAGUGUGCUGUAAAACUCCAGUGAUGUGUUAUGUCCAGAUGUUCAGAUUUUCUUUAGUGUGUAGCAAUCCAUAAACACACUGUAUUCCAUUUAGAACAGUAAUUACCUAUGCAAUAAAAUAUCUGAUAGAGUACCACUAA